CGUCCUCCCUCCGCUUCUUCCCCCCUCUUCUUCCAUUCCCAACGAGGCAGCGACCCGCCCGCCCGCCCACCCCGCCUCCUCCCGCAAUCGCGGCCGCGCGGAGGCCCGAGCCCAAACCCUAACCCUAGCGGCCCGGGCUCCCCGCCUCCCCGGCCGGCCGCCCGCGAUGGGGCAGUGCUACGGGAAGGCGGGCGCGUCGUCGCGGGCCGACCACGACGACAUCGCCGGGGCGGUCGCGCCGCCGUCCCCGCUGCCGGCCAACGGCGCACCGCAGACGCCGCCGCAGCAGGCGCAGGCCACCGCGCCCGGCACGCCGAGGCGCCGCAAGUCCGGAUCGACCACGCCGGUGCACCAGACGCCCGGGGUCGCCUGGCCGAGCCCGUACCCCGCGGGAGGGGCAAGCCCGCUCCCCGCGGGGGUGUCGCCGUCGCCGGCGAGGUCGACGCCCAGGAGGUUCUUCAAGCGGCCCUUCCCGCCGCCAUCGCCGGCCAAGCACAUAAAGGCCACCCUCGCCAAGCGACUCGGCGGGGGGAAGCCCAAGGAGGGGACCAUACCGGAGGAGGGCGGCGUCGGGCCCGGUGGCGGCGGAGGAGGAGGCGGAGGUGCGGAUGGGGCCGAGGCGGAGAGGCCAUUGGACAAGACGUUUGGCUUCGGGAAGAACUUCGGGGCCAAGUACGAGCUGGGUAAGGAGGUGGGGAGGGGGCACUUCGGCCACACCUGCUCGGCCGUCGUCAAGAAGGGCGAGUACAAGGGGCACACCGUCGCCGUCAAGAUCAUCUCCAAAGCUAAGAUGACGACGGCCAUUUCCAUCGAAGAUGUUCGUAGGGAAGUCAAGAUUUUGAAAGCUCUAUCGGGGCACAAUAAUCUUGUCAAAUUCUAUGAUGCAUGUGAGGACGCCCUCAAUGUCUACAUUGUCAUGGAAUUAUGUGAAGGUGGGGAGUUGCUAGAUAGAAUUUUGGCCAGAGGCGGGAGAUACACAGAAGAAGAUGCCAAAGCGAUCGUUGUACAAAUUUUGAGCGUGGUGGCCUUCUGUCAUCUUCAGGGAGUAGUGCAUCGCGAUUUGAAGCCAGAGAAUUUUCUUUUCACAACGAGAGAUGAAAGCGCUCCGAUGAAGUUGAUUGACUUUGGUCUUUCCGAUUUCAUUAGACCAGAUGAAAGGCUCAAUGAUAUUGUUGGAAGUGCAUAUUACGUCGCCCCAGAGGUUCUACACAGAUCAUACAGUAUGGAAGCAGACAUUUGGAGUAUAGGUGUCAUAACAUACAUUCUGCUCUGUGGCAGUCGGCCAUUUUGGGCAAGGACAGAAUCUGGGAUCUUCCGAUCUGUGUUGAGGGCUGAUCCCAACUUUGACGAUUCACCAUGGCCUUCAGUAUCGGCUGAAGCUAAGGAUUUUGUGAAGAGAUUUCUGAACAAAGAUUACCGCAAAAGAAUGACUGCUGUCCAGGCACUGACUCACCCUUGGUUACGAGAUGAACAAAGGCAAAUUCCAUUGGACAUACUCAUCUUCAGAUUAGUUAAGCAAUAUCUUCGUGCCACACCUCUUAAACGCUUGGCAUUAAAGGCACUAUCUAAGGCUUUAAGGGAGGAUGAACUUUUGUAUCUUAGAUUGCAGUUUAAGCUGCUUGAACCUAGAGAUGGAUUUGUAUCACUUGACAACUUUCGAACGGCUCUGACAAGAUAUUUAACUGAUGCUAUGAGGGAAUCAAGGGUUCUUGAGUUUUUGCAUGCGUUGGAACCACUUGCGUACAGAAGGAUGGACUUUGAAGAAUUCUGUGCUGCAGCAAUCAGCCCUUACCAGCUUGAGGCUUUGGAAAGGUGGGAAGAAAUUGCAGGAACAGCUUUUCAGCACUUUGAACAAGAGGGCAACCGAGUUAUAUCGGUCGAGGAGUUGGCACAGGAACUAAAUCUCGCACCGACUCAUUAUUCUAUCGUGCAAGACUGGAUCAGAAAGUCAGACGGCAAGCUAAACUUUCUUGGGUUUACCAAAUUUUUGCAUGGUGUCACGAUACGGGGCUCAAAUACAAGACGACACUAAAUGGAUGCAAAUUGUAUUCGCUUCUAAUUUAAAGCCUCUCAUUAUAUGGCCCUGAUUGUUGUGACCCCUGCCUGCUUGCCCUGCCCCUUCUUCUGGUCAAUGAUCAUUCUUCAUGUUUGCAUUGUCGCUGGUUGUUGUCAUCAUAGCUUUUGUAGAGUACAUGUAAAGAUACUUGUAAUGAAGGCGAAAUCAUAUGGUUUGCUCAAGAAUUAGUGUCAUGUGUUCUUUUUUGCUCACCAGUUUUGAACCAUUAUCUGCGGACAGAUUUGGAUAUCAUUGCGGCACUGAAGUUGGUAUCGCUGCUCAGCUUAAUAACAUUUCAAGCUCAAUGUAACUCCCCACUGUACUAGACCGCUAAGAAUGUCGGCUUGAGACUGUUCCUUAAGCUCAGACAUUGUUGGUGUAAGUUUGUUGGUACAAUAUCAGCUUAUGAACUGCGUUACAGAGGAAUUUCAAAUAA
Molecule: messenger RNA, 2492 nt
Organism: Setaria italica (foxtail millet)
Lineage: Eukaryota; Viridiplantae; Streptophyta; Magnoliopsida; Poales; Poaceae
Product: CDPK-related kinase 3
Exons: 11
Coding region: 167-2032 (621 amino acids)
Biological process (GO): peptidyl-serine phosphorylation; intracellular signal transduction; protein autophosphorylation
Cellular component (GO): nucleus; cytoplasm
Molecular function (GO): calcium-dependent protein serine/threonine kinase activity; ATP binding; calmodulin binding
Source: RefSeq, a predicted model, not a curated record